Molecule: messenger RNA, 543 nt
Organism: Hordeum vulgare subsp. vulgare (domesticated barley)
Lineage: Eukaryota; Viridiplantae; Streptophyta; Magnoliopsida; Poales; Poaceae
Product: superoxide dismutase [Cu-Zn] 2-like
Exons: 4
Coding region: 229-528 (99 amino acids)
Biological process (GO): removal of superoxide radicals
Molecular function (GO): copper ion binding; superoxide dismutase activity
Source: RefSeq, a predicted model, not a curated record
GAUCACAUACACAAUGGUGAAGGCUGUAGCUAUGCUUACCGGCAGCGAGGGUGUCAAGGGCACCAUCUUCUUCACCCAGGAGGGAGAUGGCCCGACCACUGUGACGGCAAGUGUCACCGGACUCAAGGAAGGGCUCCAUGGCUUCCAUGUGCACGCUCUUGGUGACACCACCAACGGCUGCAUGUCAACUGGUACCUACAUUUCUGUUCCCCUUCCAGCACAGAUGAAAUGGACUGUGUGUGCUUAUUGGUGUGGUCGAUUUCCUUUGUAGGACCGCACUUCAACCCCACUGGUCAUGUGCAUGGGGCACCCGAAGAUGAAAUCCGCCAUGCUGGUGACCUCGGAAAUGUGACAGCUGGAGCGGAUGGUGUUGCUAACAUCAAUGUUACUGACUGCCAUAUCCCCCUUGCUGGACCACAUUCAAUCAUUGGCCGUGUUGUUGUCGUCCAUGGUGAUGCUGAUGAUCUUGGCAAGGGUAAUACUUUGGAAACACUUGAAUCAUACAUUUUUGUGCCUCCCUGUGCAUGAUUGUUUGUCAAACUU